Messenger RNA from Pogona vitticeps (central bearded dragon), 2442 nucleotides. RefSeq lists its product as uncharacterized. Gene Ontology annotation, cellular component: transcription regulator complex; PcG protein complex; chromatin. The record is from RefSeq and is a predicted model, not a curated record. Gene Ontology annotation, biological process: regulation of transcription by RNA polymerase II. NCBI's taxonomy places the organism in Eukaryota, Metazoa, Chordata, Lepidosauria, Squamata, Agamidae. Gene Ontology annotation, molecular function: DNA-binding transcription factor activity, RNA polymerase II-specific; RNA polymerase II cis-regulatory region sequence-specific DNA binding.
GCCUGAUUAAUCAGAGACCUUCUAAGACUCUUUGGUAGAUUUUUUAAAAAAUGAACUGAUCUAACCUGUGAAUUGAAUAUAUUUUGCAACUGUGAGUUUUAUACACCUCCUCAGAUUAUCUGAUGGGUGAAAUGAUUGAACCAGAAAUAGAGUAAAUUUCCCCUUCCUGAUGCCAGAAUGAGAGAGACAGGAUAGACAGGUAGAUAUGAGAGCUUUGUGGAAUUAGAGAGCAGAACUGAUGAAAGUAAAAGUAGUGUCAUGAGAGAGAAGAUGUCAACAGAGGCAAGGGCAGAGGUGGACCUAGGGGCUUCAAUCCAUGUGCCAUUGGGGCUACAAAGAAUCAAAAUGGAAGAUCAAGGACCAGUUGGGCUCAAAAUGAUGGAUGCUCAAGAGAAAAUAAGGCAGGCAUCUUGUGCCCUUGAGCCGAGGACAUUGUUGAGUUGGGACCCAUCUCCAACGGUGAAGGAAGAGCCAGAUGUAGGAGGAACCCAGUGCUGGAAAAUCCAAAUUCAAGAUACAGAGCAGCCGCUGCAUUUUGGGUGGGCGAAGGCAUGGCCGACAGAGUUCGAACCAUGGGAUGACGUGCCAGCUCUCCUAGCCUCCUUUGAACAUGUGGCCUAUGCCUGCCAGUGGCCCAAGGAAGAGUUGGUAGCCCGGCUUUUGCCAGCUCUGCGUGGAGAUGCCCAAGAGGCCUAUCUUGGUUUGGAUGGGAGUGAGAGAAGGGACUAUGACAAAGUGAAGGCCGCCAUCUUGAAGAGGGAGCCCAUGGCCACUGAGGAGCGGAGACGGCACUUCCGGCAGUUUGUCUAUCAAGAGGCCAGGGGUCCACGGGAUGCUUGCCAGCGGCUUCAGAAGCUUGGCUGCCGUUGGCUGAGGCCAGAGAGCAGAACCAAGGAACAGAUCUUGGAGCUGCUGGUUCUGGAACAGUUUCUGACCAUCUUGCCAGAAGAGAUCAAAAGCCAAGUGUGGGAGCAAUUGCCUGAAACCUGUGCCCAGGCAGUGGCCCUGGCUGAGAAUUUUCUGGCAGGGCAGCAGGAGGCGGAGAGAGACAUACUGCAGGUGCCAAGGCCAUUGAAGGAUGAUGUGAAGAUGAAUUUCCCAAAGGGAGAAUUGGCUCCCUCAAACACUCAGCCGAAGGAGGUCAAGCAGGCUGGUGGUGGGGAUGUCAGCUCCCGGGCACUGAAUAAGAACCCAGUCAGAACUGAAGAAUGUUUUCAACAAAGAGGGUAUGUGAAAAGUUUUGUGGGAUCUGAGGGGCUCCAGGUGCACCCUGGGACUGACAACCAGGACAAAGGUUAUUUGUGUGCCCAGUGUGGGAAAGGGUUCCGAUGGCCAUCGGCACUGGCUGUGCACCAGAGGACCCACACAGGUGAAAAACAGCACCGUUGCACUGAGUGUGGCAAGUGUUUUGGCCAGCGUGGACAUCUGACCGUGCACCGGAGGAUCCACUCUGGAGAGAAGCCAUACGCCUGCCCUCAGUGCGGGAAACAGUUUGUGGACUCCUCCCACCUCACCAAGCACCAGAGGACCCACUUGGGCGACAGGCCCCUCCACUGUGCCAACUGUGGCCGAAGGUGUGGAAAUAAACGGUCUUUGGUACAACACAUGAGGAUUCACAGCCGGGAGAAGCUCAAGGCCACAGAUGUUCAUUAGCCCCUCAUGGGAUGUUGAAUGUGAGUCUAUAGAUCUAACUGAGAGAAAUAAAUCCCCAGAAUCUGGUUCUUGCACUUUAUUCCCAAACAGCAGAAAUAAACCUCAGUAGAUGUACAGGGGUAAGCUUAGAAAAGUUGCUCUUUGAGCUACAAUUCCCAGAAACCUCUUUGGACUUCCACCUUUUGGUUCCCUAGUACUAAAAUGGCUCUAAGGAGGUAGGAAAGUAGUAGUCAUGCUUUUAAUUUUGCCACUUCUUAUUUCCUAGGGUAGGGUGGGUAGAUACUCCUACCUCUCUCACACACACGUAGACAUCAUUGAGUCACACCUGUGCCACUUGUGCAAGCUAGGCGUGAUGGAACACUCUGUGGGACCCAAACCUAGCCCAGGACUGAGAACCAUGUGGCCUGCAGACAGAAAAUCAACUGUGUACUGGCCAGUUGAUGUAGCUCUUUGCUUUUCUGCUUCAUCAAAGUUAUAUAGCUACUCAAAAAAUAAAUCAGGGAAUGCUACAACUGCUGGUCUGUCAUUCAAAAUAUGCUUUCCUUCUAUCUAUUGUGUUAUUGCCUCAACACUGACAACACAGCACAAGGUAGGCAGCACUAACCAGUGCUUGAACCAGGUAAUAUUCCUCUUUUGCCACUUAAUAAAGUCUUACCUCCAUACAUAUAUAAGAAACUUGUAAGGUUACGGUCAAAGAAUCAAUAUUAUUGUUCAUUAAUUUAUGGUAGUACUGUAAAGAGCCUUCUUCAUUGGGGGAAGGACGUAAUCAAUGGUAACUGGUUUGUAAUA